UUCCUACUUUUGCGGGUUUGUUUUAAAUCUGUAUUCUGCCACUUCGAAAUGGCGUCUUCUUUAGCGAGGUACCGACGCAUUCUGAAGCCAACAGCAGAGACAGUGCGAUGUACAUACACAGAGAGCCUCGAGGACACAGAGGCAGACAGAUACCCCACCUUCACCAAGAACCUCUAUACAUGCACGGCUAUGAGAAAAGACAUGACGCCGUACCCGUGUAGCGUGGUGCCCAAGCCGGACAUCCGACGUGUGGUGGCUGUGACCAAGAUGGACAGUAACCAGGUGGACUACAUUGACGCUGUCAGAGCCCUGGAACCCUUCAGUCUGAGCGACAAGAUCCGCUCGCCCUUCCUCUGUCGUGUCUUACUCAGCUUCAGAUCCAAGCAACCUUUCCAGAUAGGUAGCGACAGCGGAGAAGGAGCACAGCGGGGGUUCAAGGAUUCUGAUGGGGGCCUACAGAUGCGUAUGGAGAUUCGAGGAAGAUGUGGGCUGUUGAUACGGAAUAGCAACUAG
Messenger RNA from Aplysia californica (California sea hare), 513 nucleotides. RefSeq lists its product as uncharacterized. NCBI's taxonomy places the organism in Eukaryota, Metazoa, Mollusca, Gastropoda, Aplysiida, Aplysiidae. The record is from RefSeq and is a predicted model, not a curated record.